AUGUCAUCCACAAAACCAGAAGACCCCUCCCAACCACGCCUCCCCCAAGCAAUAGCCCACCGCGGCUACAAAGCAAAGUUUCCAGAAAACACUCUGGCCGCUUUCUCCGGUGCAAUCUCCAUCGGUGCCCACGCACUAGAAACCGAUGUGCACAUCACCAAAGACGGUGUGGUCGUCUUAUCCCACGACAACACAUUAAACCGGUGUUUCGGCCGUCCCGAGAAAAUCAUAGAUUGCGAUUGGAGUUUUAUACAGCCACUCCUCACGACGCAGGAGCCGAAGCAACAUAUGCCGCGCCUGGCAGAUCUAUUAGAGUUUCUGGCUGACGAAGAAAGAAAAGACAUUUGGGUGCUGUUGGAUAUAAAACUGGAUAACAAUUCUGACGACAUCAUUCGCCUGAUCGCUCAAACGAUAGCAAGCGUACCAGCACUGCCCGACAGACCUUGGAGCCAAAGAAUCGUCUUUGGGUGCUGGGCAGCAAAAUACGUUCCUUUGGUAGCUGACUACCUGCCCGGUUACGCAUGCACACACAUCGGCUUCUCGCUCUCCUACGCACGCCAAUUCCUCACCGUCCCAAACGUCAGUUUCAACAUGCUGUUACCAAUCCUCAUGGCACCAGGCGGGUCCUCUUUCCUGCACGACGCAAAGGCAAACAAUAAACCCGUGUUAGCAUGGACGGUCAACGAACCCUCAAAGAUGAAAUGGUGUAUAGGAAAGCAACUAGACGGUGUCAUUACAGAUGAUCCAAAGCUAUUUUUGGAGGUGUGUAGGAAGUACGAUCACAGCAAGGAGACUACAGCGCUGAGCUGGAGGACCUGGUUGGAUGUACUUAGAGUCUGGAUUUUGGCGACGGUAUUUGGGUUUCUAUACAGGAAUCGGUUUGCCGGCAGGACGAAGAGUCAGGUGCAGGUCGUUUGA
This is a messenger RNA of Aureobasidium melanogenum CBS 110374, 918 nucleotides long. Its product is annotated as PLC-like phosphodiesterase. The transcript has a single exon. Lineage: Eukaryota; Fungi; Ascomycota; Dothideomycetes; Dothideales; Saccotheciaceae. Gene Ontology annotation, biological process: lipid metabolic process. Bases 1 to 918 code for a protein of 305 amino acids. The record is from RefSeq and is a predicted model, not a curated record. Gene Ontology annotation, molecular function: phosphoric diester hydrolase activity.